UAUCUCCUACCCCAGGCACUGGAAAUUACAGAAAUGAUCUGACACCCAUUUUCGGAAUCCGUUCAAGAAGUACCAGUAGUGUAAGGCUUUUUGGCAACCUGAACAACUGAAUUCAAGUAAAAUAUCCUGCCUGACCAUGGCUUUGUGAGACAAGCCACAAACCUGUAGCAGGACCCUCCUCGCUGCUGUUUACGGAAUUGAGGUAUCUGACUGGAAAGCCGGUGGAGGUGAACUAGCCAAGAAAGCAGUGGGUUCAGGAUGAGCAGUUGGAAAGGGUGACAAGGGAGGGGAGAAUGAACCUCAGCUGAAAAGAAAGGGGAAAAGUCAAGAGAUGAGUUCUCUUGACUGAAGAGAAGAUACGCUGAAGGCCAUCAGCUUGCCCUUGGGGCCCUCAGCUCUCUGGGGAGCUCUAAGGGAAGGGUGAGCCUGGAUCUACGACUCCGGACUCCUGGUCUCGGCCCCCAGGCCUGACCAUUCACUCAGACUCUCAAUAAAUACUUGUAUUAAAAGACCUUACACGGGGACCACAUCUGGGAAAACAUCGCCGCAUCCUCAUAAGUUACAGGGGGAGACCCGAACUGGCCAAGCCAUGAGGGCGACAAAAAAGAGCAUUGCAGGGAUCGGACAUCGGAUCGCCAGAAGCCCUCUGCCCUCCUGUUUCAUAAUGCCAGGGCCCCAUCGCCGCGUAUCGCCGGUCCCCGGUCCUGCCUCCACCGCGCACCCUUCCCCAAGGUUGGCCGGGGCCUGGAGUCACCAUCCCCUGUUCGGACCUACAGACCUCGCCGCUGCUGAGCUCUACAGAUUCCGCUCCUUCCACACAGUUCGCCAAUUCCGCGGGCCUUACUGAGCUGCGCCAGCCACCGUCCGCGAGGCCUUGGCGCGCCCGUGACGUCACUGUCGUGCGCCUCUCCCGCAGCAAGGGGCAUAUGGCUCUAGCACGGCGCCUGCAGCUGUUGUUGCUCGCGGCUCGGUUGCUUCUGGCGCCUCGCCGGGACGUGACGGUCCGCGGUCCCAACGAGCCCCUGCCCGUGGUGCACAUCCCGCGGGCUCUACAGCGGCGGCAGGAAGAGCGGCAGAGCAGGCAGCGGAGCCUCCCGCGGCCGGUGCUGGUGCGACCUGGGCCGCUGCUGAUCUCAGCGCGGCGACCGGAGUUGAACCAGCCGGCACGCCUCAUGCUGAGCCCUUGGGAGCCCGCGCCACUCGCUUCGCGCGGCUGGAGGAAUCGGUGCGCCCACGGGGACCAUUUCUCCAUCGAGCGCGCGCAACAUGAGGCUCCGGCGCUGCGGAACCUCUCGCCCAAGGGCAGCUUCACCAAUCUGGGUCUGGAGCUCCGCGUUCUGAGCGCACUACAAGAGGCUGCUCCCGAAGUUGUUCGGCCCACAACCGUGCAGUCGAGUACCAUUCCCCCACUCCUUCGUGGCCGCCACAUCCUCUGCGCCGCAGAAACCGGCAGUGGCAAAACUCUCGGCUACAUGCUACCUCUCCUUCAACGGCUCUUGGGCCAGCCAAGCCUGGACCCCUGUCGUAUCCCUGCUCCUCGAGGCCUGGUUCUUGUGCCUUCUCGAGAAUUAGCCGAACAGGUGCGGGCCGUGGCCCAGCCCUUGGCCAGCUCCUUGGGCCUCCAGGUGCGGGAGUUAGGGGGAGGCCAUGGCAUGAGUAGGAUUAGGCUGCAACUGUCCAAACAACCUCCAGCAGAUAUACUAGUGGCCACUCCGGGGGCUCUGUGGAAGGCCCUGAAAACUCAACUCAUCAGCCUGGAGCAGCUGGCCUUCUUGGUGUUGGAUGAGGCAGACACGCUGUUGGAUGAAAGCUUCCUGGAACUGGUGGAUUACAUCUUGGAGGGGAGCCAUAUAGCAGAAGGCCCAGCUGACUUAAAAGACCCCUUCAAUCCCAAAGCUCAGUUAGUGCUGGUGGGGGCCACAUUUCCCGAAGGUGUAGGCCAGCUGCUGAGUAAAGUUGCCAGCUUAGACUCUCUAACUACCGUUACCAGUGACAAGCUCCACUGCAUCAUGCCUCAUGUCAGACAGACAUUCAUGAGGCUGAAGGGAACAGAGAAGGUGACUGGCUUGGUGCAGAUCCUCAAGCAGCAUGACAGAGCAUAUAGGACUGGCCCCGCAGGAACUGUUCUGGUGUUCUGUAAUUGCUCCAGCACUGUGAACUGGCUGGGGUAUAUUCUGGAUGACCACAAAAUCCAACACUUAAGACUGCAGGGACAGAUGCCAGCCUCAAUGAGAGCAGGCAUCUUCCAGUUCUUCCAGAAGGGCUCCCGAGACAUACUUCUCUGCACAGACAUCGCCUCUCGGGGCCUGGACAGCACCCAGGUGGAGCUAGUCAUCAAUUAUGAUUUCCCUCUCACCCUGCAAGACUACAUCCACAGAGCAGGGAGCGUGGGCUGGGUGUGGAGCGAGGUGCCAGGCACCGUCGUCAGCUUUGUGACCCAUCCCUGGGACGUGAGCCUGGUUCAGAAGAUUGAGCUGGCAGCUCGCCGGAGGAGAAGCCUUCCAGGACUAGGGUCCUCCUCAGUGAGGGAGCCUUUGCACCAGCAAACCUUAUUGCAGCAGGCUUAUAUAUGAUGCCACAACAGGGACCUUUCCCUCUGUGCUGGAUGGGUGAGCACACUUGUCAGUAGGGUGCUCUGGGCUGCCUAGUCACCUUCUGAAGGCCCGGGCUGCGGUCUGGCUUCAAAAGCAGUUCCUUUGGCCACGCCAGCAAAGGUGGAAGCAGAGAAGCCAGUCCCCAGACGCGCUCCCAAGAGAAAGCACUCUGCGGAAAAGUCGCACAAAGAUCUGGGUUGCCCCAGACCCAAAAUCCGGCGAUUGGAGCACGGUGCCAGGAGGUAGACCCCACAGAAUCCUGCUGGCUGAGGCACGCUGAAGAGAGAGCAAUGGUGUAACUGCCUAAGGCAGCGACUGCCUCUUCCUGCUGUGACCCACCCCGUGCCCCCACUG
This is a messenger RNA of Balaenoptera acutorostrata (minke whale), 2948 nucleotides long. RefSeq names its product probable ATP-dependent RNA helicase DDX28. The coding region runs from base 927 to 2573 and encodes 548 amino acids. NCBI's taxonomy places the organism in Eukaryota, Metazoa, Chordata, Mammalia, Artiodactyla, Balaenopteridae. Gene Ontology annotation, molecular function: nucleic acid binding; ATP binding. Gene Ontology annotation, cellular component: mitochondrion. The record is from RefSeq and is a predicted model, not a curated record. The transcript is spliced from 2 exons. Gene Ontology annotation, biological process: mitochondrial large ribosomal subunit assembly.